Molecule: messenger RNA, 459 nt
Organism: Malassezia vespertilionis
Lineage: Eukaryota; Fungi; Basidiomycota; Malasseziomycetes; Malasseziales; Malasseziaceae
Exons: 4
Coding region: 1-459 (152 amino acids)
Cellular component (GO): mitochondrion
Source: RefSeq, a predicted model, not a curated record
AUGCUGAUUUCGGAGCUUGGAGUACAGCGUCGUGCUCUGCACGUUUCGCGUACCGUCUUUGGCGAGCAUGCUCCCAGCUCUGCUGCGCAGACUGCUGAAUACCCCCAGGAAGGCUUCAACUCUUCGCUCUGGAAAUACGGGAUACUGGCGGGUGUCGGAAUUUUCAGUUAUUACCGCUUUGCAGGUGCAGCAAAAAGGGAUUCCGAAGAGGAGAGUCCAGUGACGCAAUACAUUUCGGGGCUCAUCACCCCCACCAGCGAGUUGGCGUCUGCAAACCAGGAGCACCUCGAUUGGUCCCUGAAGAAAGCCGAUGCACAGCUUUUGGUUCAAGAUGCCCAGAAGCCGCCGGCACACCAGAUGAUGUACUUGCCUGCGUUUGAACAGUAUCCCUCUCGUAACUUGCCUGUUGGUGGCAUGAUCGAUGUAUCGAACAUGAAGUUGAACCCCGAGCGUGUGUAA